AUUAAAGCACGCUUGUGGAGCGACCGAAACGAGACUUUGUGAUACGGUUGUCUUCAUGUCUCAAUGCAAACAAUUGAAGAUGGGAAAAAAAGACAACAAUUUGAAUUUACCAGAUUACAAACUAUGACACAAUAAGCUCUAUAAUACUUUAGCUACCCUAUCAACAAUUACCCAUUAUUAUGAAGCCACAGUAACAGCCUGUGUAGCCACAUAAUUGUGUAGUUAUUAGUUUUUUUUUGCUUUUAAUCCAUUAAGUUUGUGUUCCACGUGUCUAAAGAGACGAAGAGAGACUCCCCAGAUUUUUACCGACUGGAUUUGAAAAUAUAACAACAGCAGCCCCAAAUAUAAAAGAAAAUCACAAUUAUUACAUCAUUUAUAUAGCAUUUUUAUCUACCUGCUCUAAAUUCUGAAAUAGAUUUAAAAGAAAAAUUAUUCACAUUUUUACCAUUUAUUAUUACACAGAGAAGAGAGGAAAAAAAACCGUUUUAACAAUUAACUGUUAAAUGUGAUAUGAAAAAUAUUCAAAUUAUGUUUACGCAGGAACAUUCAGAAAAGUAAUUGUUAAUACAAAUAUGGGCACUAAAUUUUAAUUGUUAAUUUGUUGAAACAUCUAUCAACCGUUAUAUAUAUAAAUAUAUAUAUCUCUAUAUUUUUUUUGCUGGUUAAUAAAACCAGUCCUUUAAAUAAAAUAGUUACCAAAUGCUCUGCCAACCCAACAUCUUGUCCUCCCAUAUCGACAACGGCAAACACAAUUCUUUCUUGAUAUAUACUUAGAACCUCAAACACUUCAUUUGUUCUCGUUGUACAAAGUUUAAAAGGAGGACAAGUAAUUUGGCAAAGAGUGUGUGUGGCAGAGUUGGUGAAGUUCAAAACAGAUGGGAACGGUUUCUGUUCCAAUGCUCGGCAUGGAUGAACAAGCUCUUAGUUUUCUUGAUGGACCCCACUUGGGAGACGGGAGAGCUCAAGAGAAGAUAUUGACUUAUUUUGAACUGCUGAAGAGAUCAGACGAUGGUUGGAAACUCUGUAUUACUGCCUUUACUUGUGGCAAAUACAACAGUGAUAAUGCCAGAUUUUUCUUCCUUCAAGUUUUGGAGUCAUAUCUUAAGCAAAGGUACCAAACUGCAGGGUCUGAGGAUCAGCAGAUUGUGAGAGAGUUCUUGAUGACAUGUCUCCAAAUGCAGGCAUCGAGUGUUACAAAAGACAAGUCUUUUUUGAAAAACAAAAUUGCGCAGCUUUUCUCUUUGGCAUUCCUCAAUGACUUUCCCCAUCGUUGGCCAACAUAUUUUUCUGACCUCCUCCAGGCUUCCUCCUAUGGCCAUGUGGCUAUUGAAAUGUAUUUGCGAAUUCUAACUGCUAUUGAUUACGAUGUUGUUGAUCGAGAAAUAAUUCAUUCAGAUCAUGAAGCUGAUCGUAAUUCAAACUUAAAGGAUGCUAUGAGGGAGCACUGUAUACACCAGUUAGUAGAUUCCUGGUUACAGAUCAUGACGACAUACCAGUCGAGCCAACCAGAUAUUGCCUGUCUGUGUUUAGAGGUUGUUGGAAAGUUUAUAUCUUGGAUAGAUAUAAACCUUGUGGCCAAUGACCAGUUUGUUACUGCACUGCUGACUUUUUUAAAUUCCCCCCAACUGAGAGAAUGUACCUGUGAUUGCAUCUAUGAAAUCAUAUCAAAGGGCAUGGAGCCUGUAGCGAAAACCAAGUUAAUAGAAUCAUUUGCUACUGUACUGAACAGUGCUGGAGUGAUGUGUCCCAAUGAGGAUGAAGAGGGUGACUACAUGGCGAAAUUAGCAAAGCUCGUUAAUGGAAUGGGUCAGAAUCUGUUUUCCUGUUAUCAAAAAAUGUUAAAAACUGACAUAAAUUCAGCAUUGAACUGUUUACAAGCCAUCGAGAGGAAGCUGCCUCUUGUACUCCGUUUCCUUAGUCAUGAAGAUGACGACAUCUCAGAGGCUGUGAUUGGUUUUGCACAAGAUUAUAUUGGACUCCUGAAACAGUCUCCAAACUUGACUCCAAGACAGAGAGAACAUAUUCAGCAAAUGUUAAUUAUCAUAAUCAACAAACUGAAGUAUGAUGAAACAUAUAACUUUGACAUUGAGGGAGAGGAAGAAGCUAUGUUCCAAGAUUACAGAAAGCAGGUGAAGAUCAUAUUCAAUAACCUUGCUCAGCUGGAUUCAAAUAUGGUUUUAAUGACUGUGCAUUCAGUUUUGUCAAAUAUGGUCUCUCAGUGGAAAACUUUGGAGUUUUGGGAUGUUGAGAUGCCAAUUAUGUUAAUGUAUAUGCUUGGAGAGGCCCUUCCUUCUUCCAAUCAAAGUUUUACUAGUUGCAAGGAGAAGCCUUCCCCUUUGCAAGAAAUGAUGCGAUUGCUCGUGUCUUCAGGUGUUAGCUGUCAUAAACACAGCUGUGUUCAACUUCAGGUUCUGGAGACAGUGGUGCGCUAUGAAAAGUUUUUUAAUACAGAACCAGAAUAUAUUCCAGAUGUUUUGAUGGCUUUUCUAGAUGAGCGAGGACUUCGAAAUAAAUCACCACAAGUCCGCAGCAGAGCAGCCUAUCUAUUUUCUCGUUUUGUAAAAGUUUUAAAAGCUCAUCUGCAGGAUUAUUUGGAACACAUUUUAAAGCAAAUUACCGACAUGCUUGUGUUGCAUUCCCCAGAGAAUGGCUGCAUUCAGCAACUGUUGAGUUGUGAUGACCAACUCUUUAUUUAUGAAACAGUUGGUAUACUCAUUGUUGCAAGUAAUUUCCCACCAGAGCGAAAGCGGAUUCUAAUACAAAAGCUGUUAGCUCCGAUAGUGUCAAAGUUUGAGACGAUGCUGGGCAAACUUUGCACAGAAAUGAAUGAAGAAAACCAAGAAAAUUAUGCUUGUUGCAUUAAUAAUGCCAUCAGUUUUGCUAGUCGAAUAAGCAAAGGCUUUUCUAACCAGCAAACUAUGAAACAGUGUGGUUGUGUGGAUUCUUUCACUGAAGCUUUGAAAAUCUUUCUACAAGGUUUCAAAUGUCCUGUACAGAGACAACUUAUACGGUCUGGUGUAAGGCAAUACCUACAUCGAAUGGUGGUUUGUUUGGAGGAAGAAAUUUUCCCUUUUAUUCCUGUUAUUCUUGAAAAUCUGCUGCAACAGCCUGAUGCCAAAGAACUCCAUGAUUUCAUUCCACUAAUGACACAACUCAUCAUGAAGUUCAAAAAAACAAUUAGUCCAUUCCUCAGGGAGAUGUUCUGCCCUUUUGUACAAACCAUAUACAGAGUUUUAUCAAUUCCCCAAGAUGAGUAUGAUCAGGUGACAGCUAAUGAGAAGAGAUUACUUCAGAAGAGUUAUUUCCAGUUUCUGGCCUGUAUUGUCAGCAACAAUGUUCAUGAAGUCAUACAAGAUCAAGAAGCUGCAAACUUCCAUCAGGUUUUAAUGACCAUUGUUGAAGGGGCUUGCAAUAAUCCUGAUCCCCAGAUUCAAAAAAUCUGUUUUGGAAUUUUAAAACGGCUGAUUGAAGUAUGGUGUGGUGAGAACGGACUGGUUGGAUUUGAGGAAUUUGUUUAUCAAAGUGUUGUACCUGCUUGUAUCUUAACUCCUAUGAAACCAGCCUUUGAUUUGAAUGAUGCUCAAACUGUUAUUGCUUUGGGAGAGAGUGCACAGUGUUUGAAAUGUAUUCUUGAUAAAAGGGGUGAUGAAGUCAUUAACUAUUUACAGAAUGAAUAUUUUCCAAAACUUCAACUUUCCCCAGAUCUGACACAACAAUUCUGCCAGGCCUAUGUGAUGGACAUAAAAUCUUUUAAACAUUUUUUAAAGACUUUCUUCUCAUCUCUAAAGUCUUGACAACAGUGGCACUGUAACAGUCAGCGGUAUUCUGUUCGGCACAAGCUGAUGUGGCAGUUUGAAACUUCAGCUGCAGGCUAGGCAAGUUUGCGAACCUGGUAGAGGUGUCCUCAAUGCUUGGUAGCGUGCCCUGUAUCCUGUGCUGUUAGAUGGUUGGUUAACCAACAGGCUUCCUGAGCCCUGCUCCUCCAUGCUAGUGCAAGCUACAGUGACGUCUACAAGUUGACUAGCAUCAAUCACUACUCUUGUUACAUACUGCUUCUUUUAUAUUAUUUAUUUGUUUUAUUUAUUGUAUUUUUAAUAUUUUUUUU
This is a messenger RNA of Octopus sinensis (East Asian common octopus), 4105 nucleotides long. Its product is annotated as exportin-T. The transcript has 26 exons. Bases 876 to 3794 code for a protein of 972 amino acids. Gene Ontology annotation, molecular function: small GTPase binding; tRNA binding. Gene Ontology annotation, biological process: tRNA re-export from nucleus. The record is from RefSeq and is a predicted model, not a curated record. Gene Ontology annotation, cellular component: cytoplasm; nuclear pore; nuclear matrix. NCBI's taxonomy places the organism in Eukaryota, Metazoa, Mollusca, Cephalopoda, Octopoda, Octopodidae.